AUGGGCCUCGCCGGCCUCAAGACCUCGUGGCAGCGCCAGACAAAGUACUUUGGCCACGACAACGCCUCCCGCUACUCCGUCCUCAUCCUCGACAACCGCGGCAUGGGCGAGUCUGACGUGCCCUACUGCCGGUACACGACGUCCUCCAUGGCCCACGACGCCCUCGAGGUCCUCACCCACGUCGGCUGGACCGCCUCGCGCAGCGUCCACCUCGUCGGCAUCUCCAUGGGCGGCAUGAUCUCCCAGGAGCUCGCCUUCGCCUCGCCGUCCCUGUUCGCGUCCGUCAGCUUCCUCUGCACGGCGCCCUGGAUCGAGAACACCAAGCCCUUUGUCGAGAACCUCAAGGACAGGGCGUCGAUGCUGAUCCCCAAGAGCGCCGACCGCAGCAUCGCCGACACGGCGCUGAAGCUCUUCCCCGCCGACUGGCUCGUUAUGCCCGACGAGGCGGCCGAGCUGCCCAACGACGCGACGCCGCGGUGCGGUCCCGCCGACGGCGGGCAGGGGUACGGCCGGUUCGACAGUAACUACCAGAGGUUCCAGGCGCAGGAGCUCGUGAAGCGCCACACGCCGGGCCUGUUCACCAUCCGCGGCUUCUUGCAGCAGCUCGUUGCGGCAGGGUGGCACCACAAGUCGCCCGCGCAGCUGCGGCAGCUCGGGGACGCGGUGGGAAGAGAGCGCAUCGCCGUCAUCCACGGCACGGCUGACAUCAUGAUUGACGUGCACCACGGGAGGUUGCUGGCGAAGCACCUGGAGCCUGGGGUUGUGGAGAUCGUGGAGGGGAUGGGGCAUGCACCCGUCAUGGAUAGGGUUCCGUGGUUCAACAAGUGGUUAGAGGAACGCAUCGCCACGGUGGAAAAGUUGAAUCAGUAG
Colletotrichum spaethianum is the source of this 870-nucleotide messenger RNA. Its product is annotated as monoacylglycerol lipase ABHD6. The record is from RefSeq and is a predicted model, not a curated record. Bases 1 to 870 code for a protein of 289 amino acids. The transcript has a single exon. Lineage: Eukaryota; Fungi; Ascomycota; Sordariomycetes; Glomerellales; Glomerellaceae.